Messenger RNA from Rangifer tarandus platyrhynchus (Svalbard reindeer), 512 nucleotides. The record is from the annotation of a GenBank genome assembly. NCBI's taxonomy places the organism in Eukaryota, Metazoa, Chordata, Mammalia, Artiodactyla, Cervidae.
AUGCCCUCUCACCGAACAGCCCCCUCCCCCACCUCACGUGGCCUCGCGGCUCCCGGUUCACAACGGCGCAGGUACCCGGCGGGCCGAUCUGGCCCCCGGCUCUCGCCCCGGCGUGGCCGCUCGGCGGCCUCUCCCGCGUGGCGGCCUCGCGGCUCGCCGUCCCCCGCCCUGCGUCGCUCCAACGUCACCCGACCAGCCCCAACCGUCACCUCGCGCGCCAACCGGGUUGCGCGCCCAAGUCUCUCCGUACCUCGCGCGGCUCGCAGACGGAACCCCGUGCUGCGGCGGCCGCCGCUCCCCUCUGCCCCCUCCCCGACCCUCGCGCAGUUCCAUCUCUACUCCCAGGCCCAAGUCAAGACCACCAGCCCUACCGGACAAUCCUUGCGCCUGCGCAAUAAAGAGUCCUACACUCCACACCCUCUGAAGGAAACGCCUCGGCCUCAAGGCGCAUGCGUGUUGGGAAUACUGAACGCCCCUUCCACCUCAGACGUCGUCUGUACGCCAAGCGUUGA